ACUCUAGCCUAUUGCGGUACUAGUGACUCUACCAGGCUCAACCAUUAUCAACCGAGUUCCAUUUCAUCUUGUUCCGGCCAUUUUCCUUCGUGCUCCACUCCGUGUUCACGCGAUUCCGAGUGUCACGUCGCGCGUUGUGCGUAGAAGCAUUUCGAGUCGAAGUACAUGGAAUAAAUACGAGGAAAUACAGAAUUCACGGAUUGUUCAAGUGAAUCCCUAUUGGUUUCUUUUUUCUCUUCUUUCUUUCCGUUUUAUAUCGCAGCAUACGCACGCCCGCGGCUCUACUCGCGGUAACUCGACGACGACGCGAAAAAUUGCGACCCGCGACGCACCACGAGUAGGGAGGGGGAGGCGGCCAUCUCCGUGCUCUUCUGAUAUUUUUUAUAUUCCACGGUAUGUCAGAAGGCGAAGCACUGUCGCAGAAAAAGCAGCAACAACAACCACCGUUCCAUCAGCAGCAACAACAGCAGCAGCAGCAGUCGCAGAUCGGAGCGGGUUCAAUGGCGAAUAUGGCGUGGCAAUAUCCGCCGAACAACAUGCAUAACAUGUUUCCACCGUACCCAGGACAAAUGUAUGGUCCAGGAUAUCAAGGUGUGCCACAUCAAGGACAGAUGUUUAACUACUAUCACAUGAUGCCAGGAUAUGGCCAGACUUUUAAUCCUCAACAGAUGCAGCAACAUCAACAACAGCAGCAGCAAACGCAGCAGCAGCAGCAGCAACAGCAGCAACCACAACAGCAGCAGCAGCAGCAGCAACAGGGAAACAAUCAGACAAAGCAACAGUUACAUCAACAACCUCCUAUACCUGGUACACCAAUGCCUCUAGAUGAUGAAUCUGAUCUUCCACCAUUGCCACCCGGUCCACCACCAACAACUCCAUCAACUCAACAACAUAACAAUCACAUGCAACAACAGCAGAUGACUUCUUAUUCAGGAUUAAUGUACAAUUCGUUCCCUUAUGGUAAUUGGAAUGGAAUGCAUAAUAAUACUUCACAGUACAAUGGUCAGACUAUCCGUUUCAACUUACCAAACAAGAAAACGGGUCUUGGAUACGUGCCGUCCGGCAAUAGCGGCGCCGCGAAGAGAAAACGUAAGCGGAACAAAAAUUUAGCAGCUCAAUUCAACAAUAGCUUUCAGGGAAAUGCUCCGAUUGGUCCCUUCAUGCCUAACGGACCGAAUGCAAAACCUGCGGAAUUACCACCGUUACCUCCCACGCAAUGCGAAGUGGCAGCCCCUCCGCCACCAAGUGAGGAGCCUCCUAGUUCUGUCGUGCCGGUCACCACGGUUUCCAGCAACGUGGUCCCCGGUACUGGCACUACUCCCUCCAUCGCUCAAAGUCCGGUCGGGGAUUGGCCCGACAGUCUGAAGAAUUAUGUAAAUCGAUGCUACGAGAAAUGUAAGACGGCAGUCGAUAAAGAUCAGGUCGAAAUCAUACUGAAGGGCAAGAUCACACGCGCCGCGAAUGACGGCUCGCUUUGGGUGAAGGACUGGGAUAAGGAGCCUCUGCCCAGCAUCCACAGCGAACGUAUGACCAUGACGAUUAAACCUUCGAAGCCGGCGUUAAAGCUGGCGAAUCCUUUGGCGAGCCCACUGGUCAAUGCACAGGGAGGCCUGCGCAAGCCUGGCCUUUCCAGCUCACUCGGGGCUCGGCUUGGCGCGCGUCUCUCUGUGACACACAGCAGGCGGUCGAGGACGAGGUCGAGGUCGAGGUCGAGGUCAAGAUCAAGAUCCAAAUCAAGAUCGCGAUCCCGUUCGCGAUCGCGAUCGCGGUCACGUUCGAGGUCGAGAUCAACGCGUUCGCGCACACGUAGCCCGCCGCGCAGGUACAACAGACGCAGCACAUCCUCGUCGUCGAACAUUAGCGAUCGAGAACACGAGUACAAGGCUCCUAAAACGAAAAAAUCCGCGCGCAACAAGGCGAAUCAUAACAAGAAGUCCAAGAAGAAUAAGCAGGCUAAAUCGCAUUUCUAUUCCGAAUUUGGUUUAGCUACAGGCAACACGGACGAGCUGGGAACCAAGGAGAAGCUGCAGCAGCGCGCUGCCAGAUUCAACGGCGGCGUUUCCAGGACGGUUGUUAGCAGCGUCGUUAUUAGAGAUGACUCGAACACGGACUUUGAUUUUACCGGACUCCACAUCGUCGGCACAUGCAAGGAUCUAGAGAAGCCCUACUUGCGUCUCACAACGGCUCCUGCCCCUUCUGCAGUUCGACCGGUAAGUGUACUUCAAAAUUCUUUGGCCCAUGUUAAGAAACGUUGGCUGGCCGAUCAGGACUACAGAUAUGCUUGCGACCAAUUAAAAUCCAUCCGGCAAGAUCUUACCGUGCAAGGUAUCAGGGACGCGUUUACAGUUCAUGUAUAUGAAACUCAUGCUCGUGUAGCUUUAGAACGCGGUGAUCACGAGGAAUUUAAUCAGUGUCAGACACAGCUGAAAAUGCUUUAUCAGGAUCUCAGUGGCGAGAACCGAUGCGAAUUCAUUGCGUAUAGGAUUCUCUAUUACAUUUUCACAAAAAAUACUCAAGACUUAACGACAAUUUUAGCAGCACUUUCGCCAGAGGAUAAAAAUAACGAGUGCAUAAAACACGCGUUGAAAAUACGAUCGGCUUGGUGGUUGGGUAACUUCCAUGCUUUUUUCAAACUGUAUAGGACGGCUCCGUGUAUGUCUGCCUUCUUGAUGGAUUGGUUUGUCGCUAGAGAGCGAAAGAAGGCAUUGAAAUUCAUGAUAAAGUCCUACCGGCAAAAUUUGGCGGUUCAUUUCGUCGUAGCAGAAUUGGCCUUUGAUUCUUUGGACAAGUUUUAUGAAUUUGUCAGUGAGUUCGGCUUGGUUUAUGCUGAUCUCGCUCGACAACAAAUCGACUGCAAGGCAAGCAGUAGUAGUCUAGGUGGUUGGUAGAAGGCAACGCCACUCUACUGUCCUACCUUUUUACUCCUUGUGGCGGAAGAUAUUUUAACACGUGAAAAAGAUGGGCCACACACACACACAUUCAUGUAUACAUACACAUACAUACACACGCGUACCAUGCAUAAAUCUCACGUGUGUAGUAUUACGUGUAUAUGCAUAUGUUUCCGGCAUAUGUGCGCUUGUGUGACUCAUAUGCAUAUAUACAAGUAUUUAGAUAGAUGUUUCAUUUCGCUGGGGUACACAUCGUUUCCGUAAAUUUCUCUCACCCUCGGAAGCCCCGUGUGUGUUGGCUUUAUCUCUCGCAAACGAUCUUCAAAUCAUCGUCCCACGGCGGUGGCGCAAUUUCAUCACCGUCGGGCGCAAAAAUCGAAAGUUUGGGACUUCGACUGUGAAUUUGUACAUACAUACUCCCUCGUUCAGUUUCCCCGCGCGCAAUUGUACAUAAUCUCAAGAGGACAUAGAUGCGGACUCUCACCGGGGACUCCUGGAAAUUGUACAAAAAUCGGGACGGAUGAUCGUUUCCGUUCAUAUUUGGCGCUACCUCAUUAAAAAGAUUAAAUGAGAAAAAAAACUCGGUAUAACGUCAAGGAUCAUACUCACAACGCAAACGGUACAAUCUGCGGUCUUCGCAAUAGGAAAAAACCCAUCUUUCGUUCGUUAUCGACUCGGGGACGAUUCGUCGAUAAGACGACUGCUCUCUCCUUUUCAAUCAUUUGUAGCGUGAUGCGCACACACGCUUCAUUGCCUUGAUCGAUUUUCCAAAUGUUCUUUUAAUAAGUAUUAACUACACACAAAACAACCCAACCGAGCCGCAACGCAAACUAGCUCUCUCCUUUUGAAGAAGAGUGUACUUCAAAGAGAACGCGGAUAAGGAUUUUGUUUCACGAAUUCGGAGACACGAGUCGCGUUUGAAAGGACAUUGUGAUGACGUUCAUGCCGUUCGUGCUCGAGAGACGCUCCAUUCCCGAACAAGCUCGAAGAAAAUCGGUAGAAAUCACAGAGGGAAGAAGGAAGAAGAAAUGGCAGCAUUGUUUCCUGAAUAUCGAUGGAUGGAAUCGUUUGUUGAAGAUGUCUGGGUUUGGGGAUGAAGACAGAAGAACGAAGAUCAAGGAGAGGACAUACCUCGUGCGAAACGAAUGGCGUAUCAUCAUCGGUUCUUUUCAUCGUGUGUGAUUUUAUAAUUAAUUUUAAUAAGUGUUCAUGCGCCGUGCGCGGUGCGACGAUGCUCCUUUCGAUGUUAGAGUCGUCCUAUUCUUGUUGGAUUCUCUCUAGGUGGUCGAGACCCUUCUGGUUUUCCUUCGCAUUCGUGCGCGCACGCACACGCCCACAUGCUCGCUCGCGCGCGCGCAUGGAAUGUGCAUCAACCGCAUUACACGGAUUCGGAAAGGGGAAAUGACUCAUUGUAUCAUACUUGAUCCGAAUACGAUGUUGUGCAUAAUAAAUUAUUUAAUUUUCUGA
Molecule: messenger RNA, 4355 nt
Organism: Acromyrmex echinatior (Panamanian leafcutter ant)
Lineage: Eukaryota; Metazoa; Arthropoda; Insecta; Hymenoptera; Formicidae
Product: leukocyte receptor cluster member 8
Cellular component (GO): nucleus
Source: RefSeq, a predicted model, not a curated record